AAUUUGGUAUAAAAACCAAUAGUGAUUUAGGGAAGUUCUAAUUUAAUCACCAAUCUCUCAAGUAAAACAAUUAAUCAACAAUCAUGAUUAAGUUAACUAUUACCUUUGUUACCCUUUUAAUUGCCUUUUCUCAACCUAUCUCAGCCGAUGGACCCGUUACCGAGCCAAUUCCAUUAUUGAUCUGGGCCUCUUACGAUCCAGCUGAAGACAGUGAAGCAGGUCGGAUUGACGCUGCCAAAUUUUACGCAUUCACUGAAAAGUAUCGACAAAAAUUCCUCAACUUUUACAACGAUAACGAUAUUGUUGGAGCGACUUUGUUUUUAUCCAACAAUGGAGCCGAAUCAGGAACCGAAGGUGUCAUUUGGCCUGCAGUUUUCGCAAAGAUCGCUUUCUUAAAAGCCAUUGGAACCACUGAAGAAAAGCAACAUGGCCUUCCCUCUCUCGUUAUCUGGGCCAUGAGAAACACCGGAGCCGGAACUUCAUUGGAAAGUGUUGAUCGAGUAACUUUGGUUUCCUUUAUUUUAUCAAAGAAAACUGAUUUACUUGAACAUCUUCACGCUGGAGAUGUCGAUGGUUUAAUUAGUUAUCUUGAAGAAACCAAAUCACAAUCGGGAUCAAAGGAUGUUGAUUGGAAAACCGUAAUUAACGAUCUUAAAGAUAAUCGGCAAUUAUUUAAAUAUGCAUGUGGUCUCUUGGGAUUAGACUUAUGUGAUAGUAUUAAGGCUUAAACAAUCAACUGAUCAGUUUGAUGGCCAUUAAUUGUUAUAAUGAACAUUUUCAUUUGCUAACGAAACAAUCAAAUAAAAAACAUUAUUGAUUCAUUUACAUAAAA
Messenger RNA from Panonychus citri (citrus red mite), 832 nucleotides. RefSeq lists its product as uncharacterized. Lineage: Eukaryota; Metazoa; Arthropoda; Arachnida; Trombidiformes; Tetranychidae. The transcript is spliced from 2 exons. Bases 84 to 728 code for a protein of 214 amino acids. The record is from RefSeq and is a predicted model, not a curated record.